Molecule: messenger RNA, 1143 nt
Organism: Vigna unguiculata (cowpea)
Lineage: Eukaryota; Viridiplantae; Streptophyta; Magnoliopsida; Fabales; Fabaceae
Product: ethylene-responsive transcription factor ERF014-like
Biological process (GO): regulation of DNA-templated transcription
Molecular function (GO): DNA binding; DNA-binding transcription factor activity
Source: RefSeq, a predicted model, not a curated record
AGCAAAACCAAAAGUUUUCAUCCCAAAACACAAACAUCACAGAAACUGUUGAACAAACCUUGACACUCAUUUAUAUUGAUUCACACAAGAGUGCAAGAGAGAGAACUUUUCAACAGAAUCAAUCUUUACUGAAACACUUUCACCCCAGUGAAGAAAGCUAGCAUCUUUGAGUUAUCUAUCAUAAUGGUUAAGCCAGAGAUGAAGAUCAACACAGAAUCAUCGAAGGCAUUUUCCUCUUCAUCAGCAGCAGCAUCAAGUGAGAAGAAGAAGAAGUUCAAGGGAGUGAGAAUGAGAAGCUGGGGCUCAUGGGUUUCAGAGAUUAGAGCACCAAACCAGAAAACUAGAAUAUGGUUGGGAUCUUAUUCAACUGCUGAAGCCGCAGCAAGAGCCUAUGAUGCUGCACUACUUUGCCUUAAAGGUUCCUCAGCCAAUCUCAACUUCCCUUCAAGCUCCUCCUCACACUACAUUCCUCAAGACACUGUCAUGUCCCCAAAAUCAAUCCAAAGAGUGGCUGCAGCAGCUGCUGCUGCUGCUACCACCACCCCAUUUUCUCCAUCUCCACCACCUUCUCCUCCUUCUCCUCCUCUUGCUUCAACCUCUUCCUCCUCAUUGGUCUCAUCCCCAUCAAUCUCAUCAUCAUCUCCCUCAGACCAAAUUGACGAUGAUGUCUCACUUCUGUCACCAUUUGGGGCUUACACUCCUCCUCCACCUUCACUUAACUGUGAUCAAGCACAUGAAUCAAUGGCCAUGAUGGAAUAUUGGUAUGACUUGGAGGCCUUACAAUCACCAAAGUAUGCUGAUCAAAUGCUAAGUGGGGCAUUCUUUGACAUUGAUUCAACACACUUGUUUGAUGAUCUCUAUGAAGAAACUGACAUUCGUUUGUGGAGUUUCUGCUGAGAGAUUUUUCAAUACUUUUUUUUUUUUGGAUUACAGAUUCAUAUUCGUUUGUCAGGUGUUGUUAUAUGAAGAUAUCAAUCUCUGACUGUGACCAAAUUAAAACUACAUAUUCUAGGGAAGAAAUUCGUGAUGGGAUAAGACGAUUUUUGGUCUCCCAUUUCUGGAUUUCUACACAUAUAUGUAUUAUUGAUGCAAUAUUUGUUAUGUCGAAUUUGAUAAUAGUUUUCUGCGUGUGAUUAUGUGGUU